AUGAAGAAAUCGAUUGCGAUUUUAUCUUCAGCGAAGAGAUUUUUCUUCAGUAUCAGAAAGGGAAUCCUGAAUCUGAUUCUUUCUCGUUCCAGGAAUCACGCUCGUGAGUCUCCCUCAGUCGUUGCGGAACAUAAACAGUCUUAUGUUCAUGUCAAUUUUGGGUUUUCCGAGCAAGAGACCCAUCGAUUUGAUGAUUUGACAAUCGCCGUCAUUGUUCACCGUACCGCCGGGGCUAAAUUCGGCGAUGUUGUUGGAUUCACCGAGAUUCUUGGGUCUUCUCUCUCCCGUUCAGAUCUCUGUAACGUAUGGCUUCACAUUGUUCUUGAUGUAGAUGUGGGUCAAAGUUGUUUGGUUUUAAGGUUCUCUGAUGAUUCCUUUACCACUAGCUUUAUCACCACCAUUGGGGAGGUUGUUGAUGCUUGUAAUCAGCAUCUCAAGCGUGUUAUGGACCUCUUAGUGAAGCACGAGUAUCUCCUCAAGCAUCUUCAGAUACACUCUUCAUAUUCCGCUUCUGGGAUUUACUUGUUUCGUUCUUGA
Arabis nemorensis is the source of this 537-nucleotide messenger RNA. The record is from the annotation of a GenBank genome assembly. NCBI's taxonomy places the organism in Eukaryota, Viridiplantae, Streptophyta, Magnoliopsida, Brassicales, Brassicaceae.